AUGAGUUUGUACUGCAACUGCGGCCGGAAAAUUUUAAAAAAAAAAGAAAGAAAAAGAAGAAGAAAAAAAAAAGAAAGAAAAAGGAGGGGAUUGUGUGAUGCAGGCAGUUUAAAAGCAACGGAAGGGACACGGGCGCUUCGGUUGCGAGGUGUAGCGACUCACAUCACAUUAUUCGAACCAAAAAGAAAAAAUAAAAUAAAAGACAAAAUAAAAGAAAAGAAAAGGAAAAAAAAAGUGUAUCGGUUUACAUAUUUCUGUUUUUUUUUCCUUUUCUUUUAUUUUGGUUUGGUCGUGAUUGAUAUGUUUCGUUUCACGUUGUUAUUGUUCCCUCGUACUUCCUUUCUUUUUUGUUUUUUUGUUUUUUUUUUCCACUCCCUUCACUCCCUUCCCUCCCUUCCCUCCUCCUUUGGGUUUAUUUCCGUUUUCGUUUUUUUUUCUCCUUUUCCCACGCACGCAGUUGUUAUUUCCCCUCUUUUUUUUUUUAUUUACUUCAUUUUUUUUUUGUGUAUUUGUGCAACCUCCGCUGUGUUUGUGAGGACGUAUCGCUUUCAGUUGAUUUUUUGUCCCCUUCUUUUCUUCUCUUUUUCUUUUUUUCUUUUUUGUUAUACCGUCGUGUCGUUUUUUUUCCUUUUUUUCGUUUAUUUUGCUGUUCUUUUUUGCGUUUUGUGUUUUGUUUUUUAUAUUUUCAUGUUUUUAUGUUGUGAGGCAUAUGACAGUCGCGGUCGGCCGAACGCUAAAAAAAAGAAAAACUGA
This is a messenger RNA of Trypanosoma brucei brucei TREU927, 753 nucleotides long. RefSeq lists its product as hypothetical. The transcript has a single exon. The record is from RefSeq and is a predicted model, not a curated record. NCBI's taxonomy places the organism in Eukaryota, Euglenozoa, Kinetoplastea, Trypanosomatida, Trypanosomatidae. The coding region runs from base 1 to 753 and encodes 250 amino acids.